AUGCAUCAUGCAGUGUUCAAACCAACUUCCCCUACAACACCUGUUAGACCCGCUUUUGACGCCUCGUGCAAGUCGAAGGGAAAUAUUUCGUUAAAUGACUGCUUAAUGAAAUGUCCAAAUUUGCUCAAAGACAUCCCAACUGCUCUUCUUAGAUUCAGACAGAAAAAAAUUGGAGUUGUUGCUGACAUUAAGAAGGCGCUUUUGCAAAUUUCAGUAGCAGAAGAGGAUCGCAAAGUUGUUUUUGGACUUAAUUGUAGUCCGCUUUUGCUGGGUGCUGUUUUAAGACAUCAUUUAGAUUCAUUUGCAUUUUCUCCAUAUCAAGAUGUUUCAGAGACACUUAAAUCUGCUUACUAUGUAGAUAACUGUGUUACUUCAGUUAAUUCUGAAAAUGAAUUACAAAGAUUUGUAAAAGUGUCUACAGAGAUCAUGGCCAAAGGAAAGUUAGAGUUGAGAGGAUGGGAAUAUUCUGCUGUUAAACGCUUAAGUGUUCCUAUGGUCCCAUCACAAGUUUUAGGUUUACUAUGGGACAAGAACGAAGACGUUAUUCUUUGCGAUACUCAAUCCAUUUCAAACCAUCCAGAAAAGAUAACUAGAAGGUCCAUUCUUUCCAUGGCUCAGCAAGUAUUUGAUCCGCUUGGAUUUUCAUGUCUAGCUACGUUGUAUCCUAUGUUACUAUUACAAGAGAGCUGGAGGUCUGAAUUAGGAUGGGAUACUGAGGUUUGUGAAGAUACAAAACUCAUAGUUCUAAAUUGGAUUGGAGAAAUGAGGAAACUAAAAGAUUUAAAAAUAAAAAGACAAGUGUUUCCUGAUAAUUAUCUGGAGUCAGAAUUACAUACCUUUUGCGAUGCAAGUGGUUUAUCUUACGCUGCUGUAGUUUACUUGAGAUGUGAGACAGAUGAAAAUACUUCGGUACAAUUAUUGAUGGCUAAAUCCAGAGUGGCACCAUUAAAGAAGAUUUCUAUAUCCAGGUUAGAGCUUUUAGCCUGCUGUAUUGCCACACGUUUGGCUGAUUUAGUACGGAGAAGUUUGAAAAUAAACCUUAAGCAAUUCUUUUGGACGGACUCAACUACUGCGUUGCAGUGGAUUCAAAGGAAAGAGUCCUGGGGUGUGUUUGUGAGGAACAGGGUCAAGGAAAUCCUUAAGACAUCCACAAAGGAGAGCUGGAGACACAUUCCAGGUGAUUACAACCCAGCAGAUCUACCUUCCCGGGGGUGCUCUGUGGAAAAGCUUAUAAAAUCUAGAUGGUGGGAGGGGCCACACUGGCCCAGAACGCCGGUUGGAAGUUGGCCAAGUACAGAGAUGAGGACAAAUGAGGAAGAAGUACGCCUAGAAAUACACAACUGUUCAACACUUUUACUUAUCGAAAACAGUGAAGAUUUCCUAUAUUACUUCUCAACUUAUACCAGAAUUAUACGCAUGAUGUCAUGGAUAUUAAGAUUUAUUCAUAACUCAAGAGACAAAACCAAUUUUCGAAAGGGAGAAUUAUCAGUAAAGGAAUUAGAUGAAGCUGAAAGAGUUUCGAUAAAAAGAAUGCAAGGAGAAGUAUUUACUCCGCAAUUUAUCAAUAGUUUGAAGACUUUAAACGUUUUUACAGAUGAAAAUGGAAUUAAUAGAGUAAAGACGAAAUUAAUUGACAGGAAAGAUACUGAUUUGUUUAGAUACCCUUAUCUUCUUCCGAGUAAACACAAAUUUGUAGAAGUAUUGAUUCGAGAAAACCAUUUGGAACUUAUGCAUGCUGGAUUACAAACUGUUCUGUCUAACUUAAGGGAGAAAUUUUGGGUUCUAGGUGGAAGACGAUCUGUUCGCCACGUAAUUAAUAAGUGUAUAAAGUGCAGAAGGCGCACAGUGAAGCCUGUUGAAACCGCUCCAAUUUCCUUACCAGAAGAUCGUGUCAAGAACGCUUCAGUUUUAGAAAUUGUAGGAGUAGACUUGGCUGGUCCUUUGAUAUUGAAAGGUGGGCAAAAGAGCUGGCUUGUGCUUUUCACGUGUGCGGUGUUCAGAGCUGUACACUUAGAAUUGGUCAGUUCGUUGUCUACCAAAGACUUCUUACUCUGUUUAAGAAGAUUCAUCGCUCGUCGAGGACGACCAAGUGUUGUAUAUAGUGACAACGGUACAAAUUUUGUAGGAGCGGAAAACCUUUUCCGAAGCAUUGAUUGGAGUGUCGUCGAAUCAGAAACAACAGUUAAAAGAAUUGUGUGGAAAUUUAUCCCGCCCUCCGCCGCCUGGUAG
Molecule: messenger RNA, 2229 nt
Organism: Parasteatoda tepidariorum (common house spider)
Lineage: Eukaryota; Metazoa; Arthropoda; Arachnida; Araneae; Theridiidae
Source: RefSeq, a predicted model, not a curated record